AUGGCGGCGGAGCGGCAGGGAGCCGGCGGCGGGCGCGGCGGGGCGGGAGGCGGUGGAGCGGGAGGAGGCGGCGGCGGCGCGGAGGAGAACAAGGAGAACAAAGAGAAUGAGAGACCGGCGGGGCAGCAGGCCGGUAGCCUCGGCGACAGCCUUGGCCUGGAGAUCCUUCAGAUCGUGAAGGAGUCUCAGCAGCAGCAUGGAUUGCGACACGGAGACUUCCAGAGGUACAGGGGUUAUUGCUCCCGGAGGCUAAGGCGGCUCCGAAAAACUCUCAACUUCAAGAUGGGAAACAGGCACAAGUUCACUGGGAAGAAAGUGACUGAAGAGAUUCUCUCAGACAACAGGUACCUGCUGCUGAUCCUGAUGGAUGCAGAGCGAGCCUGGAGUUACGCCAUGCAGCUGAAGCAGGAGGCAAACACGGAGCCUCGCAAGCGCUUCCACCUGCUGUCGCGCCUGCGCAAGGCUGUCAAGCACGCCGAGGAGCUGGAGCGCCUCUGCGAGAGCAACCGCGUGGAUGCCAAAACCAAGCUGGAGGCUCAGGCAUACAUGGCUUACCUCACAGGAAUGCUGCGCUUCGAGCACCAGGAGUGGAAGGCAGCAAUGGAGGCUUUCAACAAAUGCAAGACCAUCUAUGAAAAGCUGGCCAAUGCUUUCACAGAGGAGCAAGCUGUGCUCUAUAACCAGCGUGUGGAGGAGAUCUCACCCAACAUCCGCUACUGUGCCUACAAUAUUGGUGACCAGUCUGCCAUGAAUGAGUUGAUGCAGAUGAGACUGAGAUCUGGUGGCACUGAAGGUCUUCUUGCAGAAAAACUGGAGGCACUCAUCACCCAGACUCGAGCAAAGCAGGCGGCCACCAUGAGCGAGGUGGAGUGGAGAGGAAGAACUGUUCCAGUGAAGAUAGACAAAGUGAGGAUCUUCUUGCUGGGGCUGGCUGACAAUGAAGCAGCAAUUGCUCAGGCAGAAAAUGAGGAGACCAAGGAACGUUUGUUUGAGUCUUUACUCAGUGAGUGCAGAGAUGCCAUUCAGGCUGUUAGAGAAGAGCUGAAACCAGACCAGAAGCAGCGGGAACACUCUCUGGAAAAUGACUCUGGGAAGGUGUCCAACAUCCAGUACUUACACAGCUAUUUGACUUACAUCAAGCUGUCGACAGCCAUCAGGCGCAACGAGAGCAUGGCGCAGGCCCUGCAGAAGGCUCUGCUGCAGCCGCAGCGCGCGGAGGAGGACGGCAAACGCACGCCGAGGCCGCAGGACCUCAUCCGCCUCUACGACAUCAUUCUGCAGAACCUUGUGGAACUGACACAACUUCCUGGCCUAGAAGAGGACAAGAUCUUCCAAAAGGAGAUUGGAUUGAAGACACUUGUGUACAAAGCUUACAGGUGUUUCUUCAUUGCUCAGUCCUAUGUCCUGGUAAAGAAAUGGAGUGAGGCUCUUGUUCUGUACGAGAGAGUGCUGAAAUAUGCCAGAGAAGUCCAGUCAGGAGCUGGAGCUCACACCAACAGCUUGAAGGAGCUACCUGAUGUUCAGGAUCUGAUCACUCAAGUCAAUGCAGAGAAAUACUCCUUGCAAGCAGCAGCUAUAUUAGAUGCAAAUGAUGCUCAUGAGGCUGAAUCUCCAUCUCAGGUCAAGGAUGGCAAGCCACUCUCAGAACGGUUUGAGACCUUCUGUCUGGAUCCUUCUCUUGUCAGCAAGCAAGUCAGCCUUGUGCACUUCCCUCCAGGCUUCCAGCCCAUCCCAUGCAAGCCCUUGUUCUUUGACCUGGCCCUCAACCAUGUUGCUUUCCCACCUCUGGAGGACAAGGUGGAGCAGAAAGCCAAGAGUGGCCUCACAGGAUAUAUAAAGGGCAUUUUUGGAUUCAAAAGUUAGCCAGGACCCACCCCCUGAGGAAGAGAGGUUUCAUUCUGUAUUGAAGAAAAAAAGCUCCAAGAUGUUCUAGGACACAAAUAUCUGCACCUGAAACUUGACAGAGGGAAGUUUUACCAUCACCUUCCCUGUGUUUGUGUGUGUGUCUGUGCACUUCCAUUCUCUCCCAGUGUAUUAAAGACAACCUGUUCAGAAACACCCAUGCACUCUAGGUAGCUGAAAAUAAUCUGGAGCACAGAAAUUUCGUUCUGCUUGGAGAACUUGGAGCUUGCUUUGUGACCAGGGCCAGUAGACAUCUGCUUACCAUGGGCCAGGGCACAGUUAUGAUUUGAUUCCUCCCUCUGCCUCAGUUUUUGACACUCUAAUUGGGUAUUUUUAGGCUAGAAAUUUGGGUGUGAUGGGGAAACAGAGGCAAAAGUAGAUGCAGAAAGGGGAGGCUGCCUCCAUGAAGGCUAUAAAGCCAAGGGGACAACUUCUCCUUCCAUUUGCCUCCCAGAAGUGUGUGCUUUGAAAACAUUCAGAAAUGACAAAAUUGAGCCUCUUUCCUUAUCCCUAAGGAUGCCAAAUACCUUACCAAACGCUGGUGGUUCCCCCAGUUGUGGUGGAGGGUAACCUGAAUUUGUACUCUGGGCCAGCAGGAUCCUUCUUUCUUGGUACCUGUUUUGUGAAGUACCUAAAUGCAGCAUAGAACCUACUCCUGCAGGGCUUCUCCUGGGAAACUGCCUUCAUGGGUGGCUUUAGAAGUAGCUACUUGCUCUUCAUGGGAAGUUGGGUCUCUCUGUGUUUGUUUUGUGUCUGAUCUAAACCUUUCCUAAAAUCAAGAUGAUGUUUUUCUGGAGUUGAUCUGUUGUUUUGUUUGUGUUUUGUUUUGGUUAUUACUUUUUUUUUCCCCUCCCUCCUCUUCUUUGGUCAGUAAAUAGACCUGAAAUGAGUAAGCAGCAGAGAAGACCAGGUGGGUCUUGAGUGAUAGAUCUUCUCUGCCAUGUCAGCCAGCACCCAGGUGCUGCGGAGAAGGGCACUUGCAAACUGAGGGUGAUUUCAUCAUCGUGAUCAUUCAAACAGGAAGGAGCCCCGCAGCACGUGGCUAGA
Indicator indicator is the source of this 2949-nucleotide messenger RNA. RefSeq names its product signal recognition particle 68 (gene SRP68). Bases 1 to 1863 code for a protein of 620 amino acids. Gene Ontology annotation, biological process: SRP-dependent cotranslational protein targeting to membrane. Lineage: Eukaryota; Metazoa; Chordata; Aves; Piciformes; Indicatoridae. Gene Ontology annotation, cellular component: signal recognition particle, endoplasmic reticulum targeting. Gene Ontology annotation, molecular function: endoplasmic reticulum signal sequence receptor activity; signal recognition particle binding; 7S RNA binding. The transcript is spliced from 16 exons. The record is from RefSeq and is a predicted model, not a curated record.